CACUCCAGUCACGUCUGGGGCCACCCGGCUGGCUCUUUCUUCUUCACCUCCCUUUGCCUUCUCCCCCCUCCCACGUUGGCGAGGGCAAAGUGGCUGUGGCGGCGCCAUGCCCGGGCCGGAGUGAGUGCGCGAGGGCGAAAAUGGCGUACAUCCAGUUGGAACCAUUAAACGAGGGUUUUCUUUCCAGAAUCUCCAGUCUGCUGCUGUGCAGGUGGACUUGCCGGCACUGCUGCCAGAAGUGCUACGAGUCCAGCUGUUGCCAGUCGAACGAGGACGAAGUGGAGAUUCUGGGACCUUUUCCUGCACAGACCCCGCCCUGGCUGGUGGCCAGCCGGAGCAGUGACAAGGAUGGUGACUCUGUCCACACGGCCAGUGAAGUCCCGCUCACCUCACGGACCAGCUCCCCGGAUGGGAGGCGCUCGUCCUCAGACACAUCCAAGUCCACAUACAGCCUGACCCGCAGGAUCUCAAGUUUGGAGACAAGGCGGCCCAGCUCCCCACUCAUCGAUAUCAAACCCAUUGAGUUCGGCGUGCUCAGCGCCAAGAAGGAGCCCAUCCAACCCUCGGUGCUCAGACGGACCUAUGUGCCCGACGACUACUUCCGUAAGUUCGAGCCCCGGCUGUAUUCACUGGACUCGAGCAGCGAUGACAUGGACUCGCUGACGGACGAGGAGAUCUUGUCCAAGUACCAGCUGGGCAUGCUGCACUUCAGCACUCAGUAUGACCUGCUGCACAACCACCUCACCGUGCGGGUGAUUGAGGCCCGGGACCUGCCGCGCCCCAUCUCCCACGAUGGCUCACGCCAGGACAUGGCGCACUCCAACCCGUACGUCAAGAUCUGUCUGCUGCCCGACCAGAAGAACUCCAAACAGACUGGGGUCAAGCGCAAGACGCAGAGGCCCGUGUUUGAAGAGCGCUACACCUUCGAGAUCCCCUUCCUGGAAGCCCAGAGGAGGACCCUGCUGCUCACGGUGGUGGAUUUUGAUAAGUUCUCGCGCCACUGUGUCAUUGGCAAGGUGUCCGUGCCCUUGUGUGAAGUGGACCUGGUGAAGGGCGGACACUGGUGGAAGGCUCUGAUCCCUAGCUCCCAGAAUGAGGUGGAGCUGGGGGAGCUGCUGCUCUCGCUGAAUUACCUUCCCAGUGCCGGGAGACUGAAUGUGGACGUCAUCCGAGCCAAGCAGCUUCUUCAGACAGAUGUGAGCCAAGGUUCAGAUCCCUUUGUGAAAAUCCAGCUGGUGCACGGACUCAAACUUGUGAAAACCAAGAAGACAUCCUUCUUAAGAGGCACCAUCGAUCCCUUCUACAAUGAAUCCUUCAGCUUCAAAGUGCCCCAGGAGGAACUGGAAAACGCCAGCCUCGUGUUUACAGUGUUCGGCCACAACAUGAAGAGCAGCAACGACUUCAUCGGAAGGAUCGUCAUUGGCCAGUACUCCUCAGGCCCCUCUGAGUCCAACCACUGGCGGCGAAUGCUCAACACGCACCGCACGGCCGUGGAGCAGUGGCACAGUCUGCGGUCGCGGGCCGAGUGUGACCGCGUGUCUCCAGCCUCCUUGGAGGUGACCUGAUAUGACCUG
Messenger RNA from Ochotona princeps (American pika), 1574 nucleotides. It is a transcript of the gene SYT17, whose product is annotated as synaptotagmin 17. The transcript has 8 exons. Gene Ontology annotation, biological process: regulation of calcium ion-dependent exocytosis; calcium-ion regulated exocytosis; cellular response to calcium ion. Gene Ontology annotation, molecular function: phosphatidylserine binding; calcium-dependent phospholipid binding; calcium ion binding. The record is from RefSeq and is a predicted model, not a curated record. The coding region runs from base 141 to 1565 and encodes 474 amino acids. NCBI's taxonomy places the organism in Eukaryota, Metazoa, Chordata, Mammalia, Lagomorpha, Ochotonidae. Gene Ontology annotation, cellular component: membrane.